Molecule: messenger RNA, 1168 nt
Organism: Drosophila ficusphila
Lineage: Eukaryota; Metazoa; Arthropoda; Insecta; Diptera; Drosophilidae
Exons: 1
Coding region: 52-948 (298 amino acids)
Source: RefSeq, a predicted model, not a curated record
CUGGCCAACUCACAGGAGCUACCUGCUGGCCGUAUUUAAGCCCGCGGGUUUAUGACCACACCAAACAGUCGACGACGAACCGUCAGCCGAAGAGCAUUCCACUCCAUAAUUCACAUUACGAAAACCAAAAACCAAAAGAGAACCAUGGGUUGUUGUGCGAGCAGCUUGAAGCUCAAGGAGCUGAGCCUGAACAGCAGCAUCUACGUGGCCGCCGGAGGAUCCUCAUCCGAUAGACGCUCCCUGAAGCGCUUGUACAGCAGCCGGAACAGCAGCGGAGUGGGCAGCAGCUCCUCCUCCUCCUCCGCUUGCAACUCCUCGAAGAACUCCAGUCGCAGCAUCUGGAGCCGCUCCAGCCAGCCGAUCUGCGACGACUUCGCCGAACAGCCGCAACUGGAGAGGUCCUGCGGCUACUACACCUGCAGCAGUGCCGACUCCUCGCCGCGCAAGAGUCGCCAGGAGUUCGACGAGGAGAUGGAGAUGCAGAAGGAGCAGGAGCAGGAGGUCCUGAUGCGCACCCAGGACAUGAGCAGGAGCGAGCAGUCCCGCCACUCCGUGCAGUCCGACCAGACGGCGGGCAACCUGCAGUGGGAGAUGUACAUGAUGCAGCGGACGCAGUGCAUCAUGCCCAAGACCUCCUCGCCGAUCAGCCAGCGGAGAGCCGGCGGUCAGAUGCCGGCCUCCUCCUACCAGAAGUGGCGCAACUACCUCCAGUCGACGCCCGCGCACAUGCUGCACAACGUGACCCACAUCCCGGAGGCGAUCGCCGGCCACUUCUGCCCCACCACCGGCUUCCCGGGCUUCAGCGAUCUCGAGGAGAUGGAGAGCGCGGCCAAGCGGUUCAAGGUGGACUGCGCGGAGGAGGAGGAGGAGCAGCCGCUGGAGGAGCCGCUGUACACCACCUACCAGCUGCUGGCCGGGCACACGCACACCAUAUCCACGGACCUGUGAGAGUCCCGAACCCAAUCCCGCCGACUCCGCCUGGUUCGAAGUGGCCCGGGAAUUGUAAUCCCCGCAAGCACUGGCAACAGGUGUGCCAGCUGUCAAACAGUUGGGCAAUCGAACAAUCAUUCCACCCUCAGCGAUUCCAUUGCCCAGCAAUGGUCAAUCGUGUGUACGGUUUAACAAUACUAAACCCUUUUUUUUUGCACUGUAUUUCAUACAACUUAGA